AUGGAAACAAAUUCACUUAUCGGUAUAAACAAAACAGAAAAUUCCACUAAAGAGAGCGAGAAUGAUGAAGACACACUAUCCACAAGUGAGUAUCAGACUCCUUGGAUCUCCAUCUACAUUGCUGGGAUAUGUGCUUUCAUACAAGCUGUUCAAUUUUCAAUAUAUGCUAGUUCAAUGUGGCCAUAUCUCCGGAAGUUAGAUCCCCUCAUAUCAGAAUCUUCCUAUGGAACCAUUCUAACAGCUUACAGUAUUGCCCAAUGUGUUGGAGCUCCGACUUUUGGAGUAUGGAGUAAUAAGAUCAAACAAAUUCGUCUUCCUUUGUUCGUAGGAUUCACUAGUAUGACAUUAGGAAACGCUAUUUAUCUAUUAUUAGAGCGUGUACCUAUUUCCUGGAUUAUAUUUGUAAUGAUGGCUACUCGUUUUACUGUCGGAGCUGGCUCAGGCAAUAUAACAUUACUAAGAGCAUAUGUAAGUACUGUUUCGACUAAGGACGAUCGCAUGAGAGCUGUCUCUUGUGUCAGCGGGGGUAUCGCUGUCGGAAGCAUGAUCGGACCAGCGCUUCAACUGCUCUUCACACCAUUAGGAGAAAAUGGUUUUUCAGUUUUUGGAUUUUUUCAAUUCAAUGUUUAUACGGGUCCUGCGAUCCUCUCGUUGAUACUCAAUUUAGCAGGAAUUUUUUUGGUCAAGUUUUGUUUCAAUGAAACUAUUUUACCAUUCGAUUGCGAGGACGGAUCAAAACCUGGCAGUCGCGUCCGUGCAGAUGUUUUAGCUUUAUUCAUCAUCAUCGCCACCAGAUUUUCUCAAAUCUUCUUACACAGCACUACUGAUAUGAUAAACUCUCCGUUUACGAUGAUGAUGUUUGAAUUCACAAAAGAGGAAGCUGUCAAGUACAAUGCACUUGUUUAUGCAGUUGCGGGUUCUUUAGGUGCUCUCAUGUACGUCUUCUUCAUUGUCUUCAAUGUUGGCAAACGACUUAACAGUCGGGCUUGUUGUAUACUAGCUCAAAUCACUUUUGUUAUUAUGUUUAUUGCGACUUACCAAUGGCCAUUCCUAUCUAAGAAAGUUGGGUUACGAGUAGACGGGUCAGAUUACGGGUGUGACAGUGAUCGUUUUACAUGGUGCGAAAACUUGACAGUCAAUUCUAUAUGGCUCUAUUAUGCCUUUUAUAUAUUUGUCUUUGGUAUCUCAUAUGCUUUGCUCAAUGCAACACUGAAUACUCUCUAUUCGCACAUAAUCGGCCCUCAACGACAGGGAACUUUGCAAGGGAUUUUCCAGGUUGCUGGUAGCAUUGCGCGUAUCAUUGCUCCUCUCAAUACCAGCUAUUUAUAUACGAAGAGUGGACCCAGAAUCGUUUGGGGAGUAGAAGCAGUGGAAGCGGCUGCUGUUUUAUCAUUAUGGUUCAUAUUUUUCCGAAGACUCAUCCCAUAUGAAGAAUCUCAAAAAAAGAAAACAAAACCCACAGAAGUAUAA
This is a messenger RNA of Auanema sp. JU1783, 1470 nucleotides long. NCBI's taxonomy places the organism in Eukaryota, Metazoa, Nematoda, Chromadorea, Rhabditida, Rhabditidae. The record is from the annotation of a GenBank genome assembly.